AUGCCUACCAACGCCUCGAACACUUCAUCCCCUGUGAGGCGUCCUGCUCUGGGUCGUCGUGCCAUAUCCUCACAUGCCGUUGUGACAACGCGCCCGUCCACUCCAAAAGAGCUGUCCCACUCCCAUACCCAGAAAGCGCCUAUACACAAGCCACGCCCUCAUGUUGUCGGUGGGGGCUAUCGUACGCAUAGUCGCAACCCAUCGUUUGGCAAAGGACUAAGCAAGCUGCAAAGACUCACUUCGACGGAAGGCCAUUCACGUAUUCAGCAUCAGCGCAAAAAGUCCGCUCCAGUCACUCCCGCCGGAAGUCCACGAGGGAGUCAUCACGUCCACUGGGGAGGUUCGGCCGACAAGGCGGAGGGCUCAUCCAUCAAGAAGACCUACUCCAGCCCUGCUCUUCGACGGCAUACAUCUGGUGGUGUUCCAACAAAGAAAUCUUUGGUCACUAGUCGUCCUCACAGUUGCAGUGGGAAGAAGAAGACGGUAGGGUUUGAGCUUGCCGACUCAGACUACGAAGGUGAAUGGGAGGAUACUACACAGUCGCCGGAGAGCACAAGGCGCGACUCGAUCCAGCUGGGCAAAGAGGGCGCAGAGAACGCUGCGGUGCUGGUCGAUCCCCUCACGUUCGUUAAACGCCCAUAUCCCCAGAUACCCCGAGCCACGAGUCUUCCCGAACCAAGUAGCGUGGCCCUGGCCCACGAGAAGCUUUCCCAAGGUGAGGACAAUCAACCAACUUCUGAGACUGAAGAACAGCGUGUAGAGCUUGACCGGCCUUCCGAGCACGGUGAUAUCGCUGCGCAGCUUCUCAGUCCGUCGCACUCCACCAAAGCGCCCCCAGCCAUGUCCUCUGUCUCAGCAAUGGUAAGGCCAGCCGCGGUGGAUGCUGUCUCGCGGAACGCAUCUCUCUCCAACAUGGCUGCUGCGCACGAUGCCUCCAAACGCACAGUUCUGCCCUCGUCCAACCCCACACUCGAACACACUCCUAAGAAUAGCGUGCAGGGAACGUCAUCAUCUAUGGAGGGAGGAGUUUCGCGCUUCAUCGUUAAUGGCAAACCCAUGUCACGUACAGAUUCAGACCCCAAUACGCCGUCAUCAUUCCUUCCUCAUUAUCGUCCGCAGACGCCACCAUCUCCAAACACCACUACAGCCUCAGCAAGGGCGAACAAAGCAUCUCCUCCCUCACGUCUACGGGGUGCCGAACCACAUUCGCGCACUCAACAGAAACUAUGGCUGCAGCGCACUGCUGCCCUGAACACAUCACCGCCUGAUUCUCAUGGUGGGUCGGCGAGUGUGUCGCCAGCUGCGAUGGAUCCUGCGUUCCGGGCUGCUGCAAAUGGACGGCCUGGUCCCGGGCCUUACGACCCCGUAAGAAGAGCUGUUAACGGAAGUAUCAGGGUCGGCGUGACAGCACAUGAUACUGAGGCCAAGCAUGUUCGCAAGGUGUACGAAAAGACUGCGUUAGAAUUGGCUGUCGUCCAACGUUUCCAGUCCCCGACAGAGGAAAGUUUUGACCGAUUAAGUUCGAUGUUGAAGAGACUGAAGGGUCCAGAUCCGAGUUCGGAACAAGGUCCGGCACUCAGUAAACCGGUCAAGUCUGCUCCGGCACUGAUGCUUUUGCCUUCUGCUGCUCAAAAGGGACCACAUGUGCUCAAUGCCUUGGAAUCAAGUAGAGCGAACAAUACAAGGACUCCGGCCUCGCAGACUUAUUCCCAAGACUCUGACGACCUCGCGAAUAGUGGCGAUUCGGCAGAUAUUAUGCAGCGCCCGAAGUCUCAACAUCCUUCUCAACGUAUCCUCUCCACUUCUGACGAAGCCCCGAAUGGUCAUGCUGCGGCAGGUGAAGAAUUGGAAGACCAUUCUUUACCUGCCGAAUCUGAGUUAAUGAUCCGUCGCCUUUGGGAGAGCCGAGAAGUGGCCACCUCUGGAUGA
This is a messenger RNA of Monascus purpureus, 1929 nucleotides long. The record is from the annotation of a GenBank genome assembly. Lineage: Eukaryota; Fungi; Ascomycota; Eurotiomycetes; Eurotiales; Aspergillaceae.